Messenger RNA from Ceratosolen solmsi marchali, 1672 nucleotides. RefSeq names its product adenylosuccinate lyase (gene Adsl). NCBI's taxonomy places the organism in Eukaryota, Metazoa, Arthropoda, Insecta, Hymenoptera, Agaonidae. Gene Ontology annotation, biological process: 'de novo' AMP biosynthetic process. Bases 92 to 1540 code for a protein of 482 amino acids. Gene Ontology annotation, cellular component: cytosol. Gene Ontology annotation, molecular function: N6-(1,2-dicarboxyethyl)AMP AMP-lyase (fumarate-forming) activity; (S)-2-(5-amino-1-(5-phospho-D-ribosyl)imidazole-4-carboxamido) succinate lyase (fumarate-forming) activity. The transcript is spliced from 6 exons. The record is from RefSeq and is a predicted model, not a curated record.
UCAGCUGAUGCGAGUUAGUUCAGUUUUUAGUGAAUUGGUAAAUUCAUUUUUCAAUCUCUCGGUCUUAUAUUAAUAUUUAUUUAUAAUCAUAAUGGAAGGGGAGUACAACGAGUAUAUUGACUAUAGAAGCCCAUUAUCUACUCGAUAUGCUUCGAAAGAGAUGCGUUUUAACUUUAGUGAUCAGAAGAAGUUCAGCACAUGGCGCAAAUUGUGGAUUUACUUGGCUAAAGCUGAAAUGCAAUUGGGAUUGGCAAUAUCCGAGGAACAGAUUCAAGAGAUGGAGAAGCACGUGAAUGAAAUUGAUUUUAAUGCUGCUGCAGAAGAAGAAAAAAUACGGCGACAUGAUGUUAUGACGCACGUGCAUAUUUUCGGCAAUCAAUGUCCAAAAGCUGCGCCGAUUAUUCAUCUCGGGGCAACGAGCUGUUAUGUUGGAGAUAAUACUGAUUUGAUAAAUUUGCGCGACGGAUUUGACAUUCUUCUGCCGAAGCUAGCAUUUGUAAUUAAUCGUUUGGCUAAAUUUAGUCUUGAUAACCGGUUUGUUCCAACCCUUGGCUUCACUCAUCUACAACCGGCACAAUUAACAACGGUCGGUAAGAGAGCAACUUUAUGGAUACACGAUCUUCUCAUGGAUGAGCGAGCCAUCAGUCGAGCUAGAAAUGAUCUACUCUUCCGAGGAGUUAAAGGCACCACUGGUACUCAGGCCUCGUUCAUGCAACUUUUCAAUGGGGAUGGAGAAAAAGUUAAGAAACUCGAUAAUUUAGUAACGAAAAUGGCGGGUUUUGAGAAAUGCUACUCGGUGACAGGACAAACUUAUAGUAGAAAAGUUGAUAUCGAGUGCUUAAAUGUUCUUAGUUCACUCGGCGCAACAGUGCAUAAGAUUUGCUCGGACAUACGCAUCCUCGCCAGCAUGAAAGAGAUCGAGGAGCCGUUCGAAUCCACCCAGAUCGGCUCAUCCGCCAUGCCUUACAAGCGCAAUCCAAUGCGCAGCGAGCGUUGCUGCAGCAUCGCCCGACAUCUCAUGACCCUCGUCAACAACAGUCUCCAGACUGCGGCAAACCAGUGGUUGGAGCGUAGCCUCGACGACUCGGCCAACCGGCGCAUCACCCUGGCCGAAGCCUAUCUUUCCGCCGACACCGUACUUAUGACAUUGCAGAACAUUACCGAGGGCCUCGUUGUCUAUCCCAAGGUCAUAGGAAGGCACAUUGAUCAGGAACUACCAUUUCUGUCCGCGGAGAAUAUCAUAAUGGCGAUAGUCAAGGCCGGGGGAGACCGACAGGUGUGCCAUGAAAAAAUUCGAGUUCUUUCGCAAGAAGCGGGCGCUCAGGUAAAACAACAUGGCAAAGAUAAUGAUUUGAUAGAGCGAAUACGAAAGGACAUUUACUUUAAGCCUAUUAUGGAUAAACUUGAUACGAUUUUGGAUUCUUCGACCUACGUUGGUAGAGCACCGGAACAAGUAAUGGAGUUUCUCGAUGAGGAAGUUUAUCCGAUAUUACGAAAGUAUGAAAACAUAGAAUAUAAGCCAGUCGAAUUAAGUAUAUAAAUAUAUGAAAUUUUUUAAAAUCAUAUUUAUAUAUUGUAAAUUUCUUAAAAUUCUGCUUCAACUUUUUUAACUAAUGAUAUGGUGAUAUAAGAAUGUAACAAAAUAAAAUAUAAUUUUUCUUUAUGCUUUUUA